GAUUUUAAGAAAGAAACCAAAAAUAAUAGAGAAACUCAGUUGAGAUUCAAUUUCCAAUUUUCAGAUCAUUCGAAUCGAAGCUAAAGAUCGCCGCCAUGGACGCCAUUGAUUCCGUCGUUGAUCCUCUCAGAGAUUUUGCUAAGGAUAGUAUUCGUCUCGUUAAGCGUUGCCACAAGCCCGAUCGCAAAGAAUUCACGAAAGUUGCAGUUCGUACCGCGAUUGGGUUUGUGGUAAUGGGAUUCGUUGGGUUCUUUGUGAAGCUAAUCUUUAUUCCGAUCAACAACAUCAUCGUCGGUGCCACUUAGAAAGCAAAGGAUACACAAGUCAGUUCUGUGUUUUGAGAAAGGAAGAUUUAGAGGCUUUCUUGUUUCAAGAGAAAGGCACAAGUCAGUUCUGUGUUUUGUGUACUCGAAUUUCAUUUGUUUCAAUGGUUUUUUUGGUUCUUUUUUUGUUCACAAUUGAAAAAUCGGACGUGUUUUGAAUGUAGA
Molecule: messenger RNA, 488 nt
Organism: Arabidopsis arenosa
Lineage: Eukaryota; Viridiplantae; Streptophyta; Magnoliopsida; Brassicales; Brassicaceae
Source: the annotation of a GenBank genome assembly